AUGAAAUUGCAGCAACCAGAAGACAAGGAGAUGCUGGUGCCGCAAUCGGAUUUAGUUGAAGUUUUUUCAAAUGUGUACCGGCAACAGCCGACAAUGCUGGAGCUGUGGAUAAUCAGGCUAAUGAAGACCCACAACCGUCAUGCUAUGUUUGGACUAUUAUUGAAUACAAAGGAGCAUUAUUCAGAUGUCUUCGUUGUUGGGGGUUAUAAAUGGCGGGUGCUUAUUUUUCCGAAAGGAAAUAAUGUGGACCACUUGUCGAUGUAUUUAGAUGUGGCUGAUUCAGCUACCUUGCCAUAUGGAUGGAAUAGAUUUGCACAGUUCAGCUUGGCUGUCGUUAAUCAAGUCUAUACCAAUUAUUCAAUUAAAAAGGACACACAGCACCAGUUCGAUCGAAGGGAGAGCGAAUGGGGUUUCACAUCUUUCAUGCCUCUUAGUGAGCUGUAUGACCCCAACAAGGGAUACCUUGUGAAUGAUACUUGUAUUGUCGAAGCUCAUGUUGCUGUACCCAUUGCCAUGGACUACUGGACCUAUGAUUCAAAGAAGGAGACUGGUUAUGUUGGACUUAAGAAUCAGGGGGCAACGUGUUACAUGAACUCACUGCUCCAGACUUUGUACCAUAUUCCCUACUUCCGGAAGGCUGUGUAUCAUAUGCCAACAACAGAGAAUGACAACCCUACCAGGAGUAUCCCUUUGGCUUUGCAAAGUCUGUUUUAUAAGCUCCAAUAUAAUGACACCACUGUGUCUACGAAAGAGCUGACUAAGUCAUUUCGGUGGGACACAAUCGAUUCAUUUAUGAAACAUGAUGUGCAAGAAGUUAAUAGAGUUCUAUGUGAAAAGCUUGAAGACAAGAUGAAGGGAACUGUUGUUGAGGGGACUAUUCAAAAGUUGUUUGAAGGCCAUCAUAUGAAUUACAUUGAAUGUUUUAAUGUGGACUUCAAAUCUACAAGAAAAGAGUCAUUUUAUGACCUUCAACUUGAUGUUAAAGGAUGCAAGGAUGUCUAUGCUUCAUUUGACAAGUAUGUGGAAGUAGAACGCCUACAAGGAGACAAUAAAUACCAUGCUGAGGAUCAUGGUUUACAGGAUGCUAAGAAGGGUGUGUUGUUCAUUGAUUUUCCUCCAGUUCUUCAGCUUCAAUUAAAGCGAUUUGAGUAUGAUUUUAUGAGAGGUACAAUGGUUAAGUUUCCAUUGGAACUUGACCUUGAUAGAGAUAAUGGGAAGUAUUUGUCACCAGAAGCAGAUAGGAGUGUACGAAACCUUUACAUGCUUCACAGUGUUUUGGUUCAUAGUGAUGGGGUGCAUGGUGGAUAUUAUUAUGCUUUUAUCAGGCCAACACUCACUGAUCAAUGGUACCAAUUUGAUGAUGACAGGGUCACUAAAGAAGAUGUAAAAAGAGCACUAGAAGAGCAGUAUGGCGGUAAAGAGGAGUUGUCGCAGGCGAAUCCCGGCUACAACAACAAUCCGUUCGAAUUUAUGAAGUACUCUAAUGCUUACAUGCUUGUGUAUAUACGAAUGAGUGACAAGGACAAAAUAAUCUGUGAGGUGGAUGAGAAGGACAUUGCAGAGCACCUUAGGAUGAGACUGAAAAAGGAACAGGAAGAGAAGGAAGAUAAGAGAAGAUACAAAGCACAGGCCCAUCUCUACACUAUUAUCAAGGUUGCUCGUGAUGAAGAUUUGAAGGAACAGAUUGGAAAGGAUAUAUAUUUUGAUCUAGUUGAUCAUGAUAAAGUCCGUAACUUCCGAAUCCAAACACAGACGCCUUUUAACCAUUUCAAGGAAGAGGUUGCCAAAGAAUUCGGGAUUCCUGUCCAAUACCAGCGCUUCUGGAUAUGGGCAAAAGGACGGAACCAUACAUACCGUCCAAACCGUCCUUUGACUCUGGAGGAGGAAGCACAAAUGGUUGGAGCAUUGAGGAAACUUUCCAAUAAGGCCCACAACGCAGAGCUGAAGUUGUUCUUGGAAGUUGAGCAUGGACAGGAUUUACUUCCAGUUUGUCCUCCAGAAAAAACUAAGGAAGAUAUGCUGCUGUUUUUUAAGCUUUAUGAUCCAAUUAAAGAAGAGCUCAGGUACGUUGGGAAGCUUUUGGUGAAAAGUUAUGACAAGCCGAUUGAGAUCCUCGCAAACCUGAAUGAAUUAGCAGGAUUUGCUCCUGAUGAAGAGAUUGAACUCUUUGAGGAAAUAAAAUUUGAGCCACGUCUUAUGUGUGUAUCCCUUGAUAAAGGAUCUUCAUUUAGAUUAAACGAGAUUGAAGAUGGGGACAUUAUUUGGUUCCAGAAACAGCUUUCACCUGAAAGUGAGAUGCAAUUCCGAUUCCCAGACGUGCCUUUUUUUAUGCAUUAUGUGAAAAAUCGCCAGGUAGUGCAUUUCCGAGCUUUGGAGAAGCCCAAGGAAGAUGAGUUCUGCCUAGAGUUAGCAAAGGUUGACUCGUAUGAUAAUGUUGUGGAAAGAGUUGCUCAGCACCUUGGCUUGCGUGACCCACCUAAAAUCCGGCUUACUCCUCAUAAUUGCUAUUCUCAGCAACCAAAGCCAAAUCCUAUCAAAUACAGAGCAGUUGAUCAAUUGUUAGACAUGCUUGUCCACUAUAAUCAGAUUUCGGAUAUACUUUAUUAUGAGGUGCUCGACAUUCCUCUGCCAAAAUUGCAGCGCCUGAAAACACUGAAAAUUGCCUUCUAUCAUGCCACAAAGGAUGAGAUUAUAAUCCUCAAUUUUAGAUUACCCAAGCUAAGCACUGUUGGGGAUGUUCUGAAUGAAAUUAAAACGAAGGUUGAGUUGUCUCAUCCAAAUGCUGAACUUAGGUUGCUUGAAGUUUUCUAUCACAAGAUUUAUAAGAUCUUUCCUCUCCACGAGAAGAUCGAAAACAUAAAUGACCAAUAUUGGACUCUGCGUGCUGAAGAGAUUCCAGAAGAAGAAAAAAACUUGGGCUCAAAUGAUUGCCUGAUUCAUGUGUACCAUUUUACAAAGGAUAGUGCACAGAAUCAAGUGCAAAUCCAGAAUUUUGGGGAGCCAUUCUUUUUGGUACUCCAUGAAGGCGAAACAUUAGCCGAGGUUAAAGCACGGAUUCAGAAGAAAUUGCAAGUUUCAGAUGACGAGUUUUCAAAGUGGAAGUUUGCCUUUUUGUCUUUGGGACGUCCGGAGUAUCUCGAGGAUUCUGAUGUUGUCUCCAGUCGUUUCCAGUGUUGUGCUAUGAGUCCUGAGAAGUUGCUUGGUGGUGUGCAGAAAGUUCACAUUCACGACCAGAUCAAAUUUCAAGAUGUACAAGCAGUUCGUCACUUCAUUGAGAACAAGCGUGGCUGUAAG
Molecule: messenger RNA, 3294 nt
Organism: Striga asiatica
Lineage: Eukaryota; Viridiplantae; Streptophyta; Magnoliopsida; Lamiales; Orobanchaceae
Source: the annotation of a GenBank genome assembly